UAGGGGGUAGGGAGUGUAGAAAAGGGGACUGUUGUCAUUACACUUCCCUCUCUCGCAAAGAGACAAAGGGGGACAAAAAAGCCCACAAGACGCUCACCAAGCGUAAAAUAAGUCCAUUGGAUCAGGAGGUGCGUUCAUAUACAGACAUGCCUUGCAAACUCUGGCUUGCUCUGUCAGUGUGGCUUUUGAUGCCAACCUCUGAAGCUGGAAGGCAGAUGCCUAAGCUUGCUGACAAGAAACUCUGCGCUGACUCCGAAUGCAGCCACCCUAUCUUGAUAGCUCGUGCAGUGCAGGACUACUACCCUGGAGAUUGCAGGUUCAUCCCCAUCAGACAGGGGCAGCUCGUCUAUGUCUAUGCAAUGCUAAAAGACAGAGGGAACCUCUUCUGGGCUGGCAGUGUACAAGACUCAUAUUACGGACAACAGGAGGCUCGCAUUGGCCACUUCCCCAGCAGCGUAGUGGAGGAGAUGCAUCCUCUCAUGCCAGCCAGCACUGAAAUCAGAACUACUAAAUGGGACUUCUACUGUUACUGAUAAUGGCUUUACCAAUCAGGAGGAACACCUUUUUGUCAACUACUUUACAAGAUGACGUUUUUAUUUGGUAUCAUAUGAUCUUACACACACUGUUGACAGUAUACACUACGUAUAUCCAUCUGCAAUUUGGGGGGGUAUGGGCAACAGCUCAGCAUAGCAACAAAUGAUUGUGAAAGGUAAUCAGCUUUAAUAAUCAGGAUUUCCAAGUGCUGAUACAAGAACCAUUGCUGCUUAAUGCUUUGUAUUGGACUAGUUUCUGUCUGUUUUAUUGAUUGAUAGAAAAGUCUCCCAGCCUACAUUCUCUGUAAUACUCCUUCAUGCUGUUUAUAUCUGUUUUUCAGGUAUUAAAAGAUAUUAAACAAUAUGUUUUUAAAAAAGGGACAAAAAUUAAAUGUACAUGUUUUUUCUCCACUACUAUUACUACUAGUACAACUACUUUUUCUUGCUGAUUGUGUAUCACAGAAACUAUGUCUUCAACAAGCAUCAUCAUCUUGCUAAAACGUACUAAAAAAACAACAAUGAAGGGUUUUCUGUCCUAAUUCCCCAAUGUUAUAUUGCGGAAUUAUAUCAAAAGGCAUUAGGAAUAUUUCCAAUGCACAGGCAGGAUAUAAAAGUGUAUAAAAUGUGUAUUUGCUUGUUCGCUAGUAGAAUACUAAAGAAAUUGAAAGCAUACACCUGACAAAAACAAAUAAAUACAGCUUGAUACAUCACCUUCUACCUAGAGGUACUCCAUGUUGUUAUGUGUUAUGUUAUGUUCUUUUGAAAACAGAAAGACUACAGGCAUAAAAAGAACACACAGCAGGGCUAUGAUUUCGAGUUUCAACGUUUAUUCUACUGGAUGUUUUCCGUGUUAAUAUGCCAGAGGGUUGUUGCCAAAAUA
Xiphias gladius (swordfish) is the source of this 1413-nucleotide messenger RNA. RefSeq names its product MIA SH3 domain containing (gene mia). Gene Ontology annotation, biological process: extracellular matrix organization. The transcript is spliced from 4 exons. The coding region runs from base 147 to 533 and encodes 128 amino acids. The record is from RefSeq and is a predicted model, not a curated record. Gene Ontology annotation, molecular function: protein binding. NCBI's taxonomy places the organism in Eukaryota, Metazoa, Chordata, Actinopteri, Istiophoriformes, Xiphiidae.